CUGUCUUCUUAAUUAGCCUUUUCUCUCUCUCUCAAAGUCGCUUUCGCUUUUUUACAAGUGACAGCAAUUACCGCCAGAAGGAAGUGAAGCUGAAAUAAGAAAAACAAAAACACCAAACCCAAAUGAAAAUGCACUCUCUGCAGGCCCCCCUUUCUCUGUUUCUUCUUCUCCUCCAAAAGCCUCCCUAGUACGCAAUUCAUCAUCGCUCCCUCACCAUUUUCUUCUCUUUUUCACCAGUUUUCUUUCAGUACCCAUGUUCUGCUAUUUUGCUCCUCUGUUACUGAAAAGAACACUAUCAGGAAAAAAGGAAAAGAGAUUGAGACUUCAGUAGAUCCCAUUUCAUAAUCUUGAUAAUUUGUUUUGGUACCCUACCCAUGUUUCUUUUACCAUUUUUUGAUAACUUGUCAGCUUUAUUCACUUUCUUUCACGAAAUUUAGCUUACGCUAUUUCUUUCAUUCCCAUUGAUUUUGUUUUUAAAUGGUUUCGUUUUAAUGUUUUUACUCCAAGUCCUCUUCAUCAAAGAUCAAAUCUUUAAUUUCCCUUCUAUUUUUCUUUAAUUUAGAUUCCAAGUUUCUUCAUAAAUUUCAAAUCUUGAAUCUUUUUCAAAGUUCUUGCUACUCUUGUUAUUGCAUAGUACGCAAUCUUCUUAAAUUCAACUACAAUGAAUUAUAUUGUUUCACUAGCCUGCUUUCUUUCACUUCAAAUCCUUUAUGCACACUCAUAUUCUACACAACCCAUGAACUGCACGGACACCACACGCCUAUGCACAUCAUAUUUGGCUUUUAAACCUCAAGAAAAUCAGUCUUUAGCAGUGAUCCAAAGCAUGUUUGAUGUGCUACCUCAAGAUGUAACCAUAGAGGACAAUGAUCAUGGCUACAUAUUUAUCAAAAAGAACUGUUCUUGCUUAUUUACGACCAAAGUUUAUGCCAGUAAUAGUACGUUCACAGUGAAAUCAAAUGAGGGUUAUGUGUAUGACAUUGUGAUCAAUGCUUAUGAUGGGCUUGCUUUCCUUCCUAAUACUACAAGACCAGCUAAAGUUGGUGCAGUAAUUUCAUUGAGGUUGUUCUGUGGGUGUUCAAAUGGGUUGUGGAAUUACUUGAUGAGCUAUGUCAUGAGGGAAGAAGACACAGUUGAGUCAUUGUCAAGUCGAUUUGGGGUUAGUAUGGACAGCAUUGAAUCAGUAAAUGGGAUAGGAAAUCCUGAUAAUGUUACUGUUGGCGCUCUUUAUUAUAUUCCUUUGAAUUCAGUUCCUGGCGAGCCUUAUCCUCUGGAGACUGGUAUUCCUCCUAGUCCUGCUCCAGUUCCUGAACCUGCUUUUGACACUUUCUCAGCAAAUACACCAAAGAAUAAGGCACAUGUACCGUACGGAUGGAUCAUAGGGGGCCUUGGUUUUGGUCUUGCACUGAUAAUACUUUGUAUAGCUAUUUGUGUAUGCUUGAAGUCUUCCAGCUGCUUUUCUAAAGCUAAAUCAGAUCAUGCUAAAGACUGUAAUGACAAGAUUUCUCAUAAGUUUCAAAUUCUUCGCAAGCCAAGCUUCUGUUGUGCUUCAGGAAGGUACAUGUCUGGAAAAUCUGGAGACUGGAAGCAAACAAAUGGGGAAUCUAGCAGCCACCACAUUACUAUACCCAAAGCUCUAGGAACGGAUAUGCUUGACAUGGAGAAGCCUGUGGUUUUCACAUGCGAAGAAAUUAUUUCUGCAACUGAUGGAUUUUCUGAUGCAACUCUUACUGGGCAUGGAACAUAUGGUUCUGUAUAUUAUGGCCACCUUCAUGACCAGGAAGUUUCUAUUAAGCGAAUGACUGCUACAAAAACUAAAGAAUUCAUGGCAGAGAUGAAAGUCUUAUGCAAGGUCCACCAUACAAAUCUGGUAGAAUUGAUUGGCUAUGCAGCUAGUGAUGAUGAGCUCUUCUUAAUUUAUGAAUAUGCCCAAAAAGGUUCACUUAAAAGCCAUUUACACGACCCUCAGAAUAGGGGUCACACACCACUAUCUUGGAUUAUGAGGGUCCAGAUUGCACUUGAUGCGGCUAGAGGUCUGGAAUACAUCCAUGAGCACACCAAAACACACUAUGUUCACCGUGAUAUCAAAACGAGCAACAUCUUACUUGAUGGUUCCUUCAGGGCUAAGAUUUCAGAUUUUGGAUUGGCAAAACUUGUUGGAAAAAGAGGAGAGGGAGAAACUACAGCAACAAAAGUUGUUGGUACAUUUGGUUAUCUGGCCCCAGAAUAUUUGAGUGAUGGUCUUGCCACAACCAAAAGUGAUGUGUAUGCAUUUGGUGUCGUACUUUUCGAAAUCAUAUCAGGGAAGGAAGCCAUCAUACGGACUGAAGGUGCAGCGACAAAAAACUCUGAGAGGCGUUCAUUGGCAUCCAUUAUGCUAGCAGCUCUUAGGAACUCACCUGACUCCAUGAGCAUGUCAAGCUUGAAAGAUUACAUUGAUCGUAAUAUGAUGGGUUUAUAUCCCCAUGAUUGUGUAUUCAAGAUGGCAAUGCUUGCGAAACAGUGCGUGGAUGAGGAUCCCAUCCUACGGCCUGACAUGAAGCAAGUUGUGAUUUCACUAUCACAGAUCCUUUUAUCCUCUAUUGAAUGGGAAGCAACUCUUGCUGGAAAUAGCCAAGUAUUCAGUGGCUUGGUCCAAGGAAGAUAAUUUUUGUGCAAGCUCCUUUCAGUUCCCACUCUUUUGCUCUCCUUCCUUAUUUCCCCACUUGAGCCUAUUAUAGUCUUUGUAGUUACGCAUGCAUAGGAGCACUGGUAUUUCAAUAAAGUGGUAAUAUGGUGGUGCUAGUUACAGGUUAUCUAUCUACAUCUUUCUAUCCCUUUUCUCCAGCGAUUGAUUAUUGUAUACAAAUUUUACCUGUGAGUUGAAAAUUUUGAUGUAAUGUAAAAUGUGGUGAUAUAGCUAGUGAAACGUUUGAUUGCUCUUGUCAGACGAUAGUUUGGUAGCUUAAUUGAAGUGGCAGAUAUUGGUUUUAUUCA
Messenger RNA from Ricinus communis (castor bean), 2973 nucleotides. RefSeq names its product lysM domain receptor-like kinase 3. Gene Ontology annotation, biological process: protein phosphorylation; innate immune response. The coding region runs from base 662 to 2644 and encodes 660 amino acids. The record is from RefSeq and is a predicted model, not a curated record. The transcript has 11 exons. Gene Ontology annotation, molecular function: transmembrane receptor protein kinase activity; ATP binding. NCBI's taxonomy places the organism in Eukaryota, Viridiplantae, Streptophyta, Magnoliopsida, Malpighiales, Euphorbiaceae.